AGACUGGAAAAGUAAAAGAGGGCCGGCUGCCCUCAUGAUGAAGAGCAUCUAUUUCUUUCUCUGAUCUAACUUAGUCCCUCUUAUUUUGUUCCGAGAACAUUCACGGUGUUGGCACUAGCAUCGUUGAAUCAAAUUCAUCUAUUGCUAUCCUUUCUUUGUCAAUAGCUUCACUCCACUUUGAGUCUGAGGACAGCCGACUUCUCCUGCAUAUCCGAACUGUCGAUUGUUUAUAUACACGCAUACAUCCUACCCAUAACUGCAUGCUUCCUAACUCUUGUCAUCCUCUGUCUCUAUCCCCCUCUUUUUUCCAGAGACACGUUUACUCCCAUCAUCUCGCUGGAUCCCCACCAUCUCACCCUUUUCGAAUUUCGGGUCUAGUUGCCCGCUGCGACAACGUCCAUCCUGUCACAUUUCUUCCGUCGUUCAGUUUCUCCGGUCCGCUUCUCCUGGACAAGACCCUUCGUCACUCGACCGCCUCAGAACCGUCGGUACCUCUGCUCUUCAGCAACAGACUACCAGCCGAUCAAGUACCCAAUACCCGUGCUCAUUCCCACUAAAACGAAAGCCAAAGCUAAAAGCCGACGGUACCUGACGGGAACUAAAAAUAUUGUUAGUACAGCCAAGAAAAGCUCGUUGCUCCCCGAGAACAAAGGUUGCCCCCCUUUUUGCCAGAUGCGGCGUGGGGUGUAAACAAAUGAGACACGCCCGCAAUCAGUACCCGACACCGAAAUAAGGGCCCCAGCUGGGCCUUGCCGCCUCCCAAGAUGCCUUCUGCUACAACAACAACAUCUACGGUUCCUCAUAGGCCAACGACUCCAAAACUCCGUCCCAGGAGCUCCUCACGCGCUAUCCGAAGACCGAACAGCGCUGCAUCAACCCCUAACCUCAAGUCCGCAUACGCUUCGCAUUCGCGCGCCGCGCCGCCGCCUCUACCGCGCAAAGGCUCCCUGGCCCAGCUCACACAAGGCUCCCUCGCCAGCAUCCCCGAUGUUUCUGAGAGCUACGCCGUUGAUACUGUCCUGAGCGACUCCUCACAAAACAUGAUGCCUCCUACGACGCCCGGUCGCUCACAGGCUGUGAACGUUGCACUUGGUGAUAUUGUUGAUGUCCCUGGUGGAAUGCAUGGCGUUGUUCGUUUCGUUGGUCCUGUGCAAGGCAAGAAGGGAGUUUUUGCUGGUGUCGAGCUCGACCGAGACUUUGCUAGCCGAGGCAAAAAUGAUGGCGAUGUGGACGGCAUAUCAUACUUCACAACAACAAUCCCUGGCGCUGGUAUCUUCUUACCAGCGGCCAAGGCUCUUCCUCGCCGCGAUUCGAUUCCGCCCUUUCCCAUGACACCAGGCGCGAUGGGUGGACUUCGGGCUGGCAACCAAAACUCACUCAACUACACUUCCCCAACACCUGGUCUCCCCAAGUUCAGUGCUUCUGUUGGACCCGGUGCCCGGGCUCCCAGUCCUCAGCAAAAGCUAGCACCCAGAACUUCUCUUCCCCGGCCCGACUCUCCUGUACGCCGGAUGCAGAUGACACCUGGCCCAAGACCAUCCAUGACAACACCAGCCAAAACUCCCACCAGGUAUGGGAGCCCAACGCAGUCACGCUUCGCUCAGAGCGUCCGCGGUACAUCUGGUGAUCCGAGUAAGAGACCCCAGAGAAUGGAUCGGAAGCCAAGCCAUGGACCGCGAAGUGCUUCAGCCUUGGGGUCGAUAUCAGGCCUUGAUGAUGAUCCCGCACCUUUGGGAAUCCAGCGAACCGGUACUAACGGAAGCUCCGGGUCGGUCUCGUCGUUCGCCAUGAAGAUUCGGCCUGCGUCGCGUAUCAACGUUAAUGAUGAAGAACUCGAUCGGCUGCGAUCACAGAUUGAAGAUCGCGAUCGGCAACUAAAGGAGCAAUCCGCUACAUUAGCCGACAUGGAGAGUAGCUUAGUUGAACUGCAAGGUCUUAUGGAGCAAGCAGACAUGCCGGCGGUGCAACGAAACAGCUGGGACAACAAGGACACAGCGCAGCUGCGCCAACUGCUGAGAGAAAAGAACGACAAGAUUGCCAUGCUCACAGCAGAGUUUGACGCUCAUCGGGCUGACUUCCGGAGCACUAUCGACACUCUGGAGCUUGCCAGCACCGAAACGGAGCGCGUGUACGAGAAACGGAUAGAGGAGCUGAUGGCCGAUGUUCGAGAACUCGAGUCACGUAACCUAGACGUCGAUUCUGUGGCGACCCAACUAAAGCAACUGGAAGAACUGGUCCAAGAACUCGAGGAAGGUUUAGAGGACGCUCGUCGGGGUGAAGCAGAAGCUCGAGGGGAAGUUGAGUUCUUGCGCGGAGAGGUUGAGCGAACAAGGACGGAAUUGCGUCGCGAACGUGAAAAGGCUUCGUCAGCUCCUCCGGCAAAUGGCGAUCAUACAGUAUCUUCCAAAGAGCUUGAGCAAAAAGAUGAUGAGAUUAGAGGCCUCAAAGCCAUCAUUCAUUCCCUCAGCAGAGACUCUGUUCCUGGGGAGCCCAAGCCCCCUGCACCAAGGCCUGGUUCAUUGAUGGCCGAAGACGUUGUGGCGAAUAAGAUCGCGCGCGACAAUCUCGAGCGACAAGUUGCUGAGCUCCAAUCUCUCCUUGAAAAGAAGAACAGCCGCGAGGACGAACUCGAGAAGGAGCUUGAAUCAAUCCGUCAGAACGGUACAGCAGCCAACAGGUCUUCUUUCAGAGACUCCCGAGACACCGUCGUUAUGGCUCAGGCAAUGGAGAACCGACCAGUCGAGAACCUCAAGAGAUCCAGUACCGCUACACAUAAGCGGGUCAGCACCCUCGACACAAUGCCAGAGAGUGACGACUACUCCAAUGCUACUGAGACUAGCACCCUCUGGUGUGAGAUCUGUGAGACUAACGGUCACGACAUCCUAACCUGCACCAACAUGUUCGGUCCUGAUGGUGCUAAGACCAACGGCGAGUCCAAGGCCAUCAAGAAGGCCAGCCGCGAGGAGCUUAAGCCUCAUACCCCUACAGGUGAUGAUGCCCCUGCGCCUCUCACGCCAUUCAGACUCAAGAAUGCCGGACCUCCCUCUCCUGCAGUUAAGAUCAUGCCGAACCCCAUGGAGUCAGGCCCCGUUGCUGGCAAGGAGAGUGGCAUCAUGGACCCCGAGAAGUGGUGUGCUCUAUGUGAGCGUGACGGCCAUGACAGCGUGGAUUGCCCCUUCGAGGAUGCCUUUUGAGGGCCAAAUUCAAAUAUUUGUUUUCAUAACGCAUAGCAUGUUGGAGAACCAUUGGAACGAGCAUCAGCGCGGCUUUUCUUGAAGCCUUGCGAAGGACCAUUAAACUAUGCUUGGUGUAAAGGGGCGUGAUGAAAAUCGCCUCAUGCGUGUAUCCCCUUUUCAUGUUCUUAUUUUCGAAGCUUGGGUCGGCAGUCAGGUUUUGAAUGCCUGGUCUUUGUCUGGUAAGGCACUUUUCGUGAUACCAUAUCCUUACUCGUGUUUUAUAUCCUCAACCUGUCUUGUAGCACUUUCUUGUAAUACUAUAUGACAUGGUAUAUCAGACUGUUUUUUGGUCAAUAUUCCUUGGUAAUGUGAAGUCAGCAGUUGUGUAUUAUCUAUCGCCUUGGUGUACCUUGAAACAUGUUGCUGCCUAUAUUUAUUUCUUGCGAUAUUUGUAUUCUCUCCCCUCGAGCACUAUGCCACCACCGAGCACUCUUCCACAGCUCACCAUCCCACUCACCUGCUAAAGCACGAUACUUCAUUAAAAACCAUAUACUGGGCUCCCAACUACGUGAGUCCCACGGCACACCUGCACCCAUACCAUGUGAGUUCCUCCCAGCUCCCCAGCAUGUGAAACCGCCGGAAAGAAUAUCAUGGCACAGAGCCCCUUCAUCAAUGGCAUUAGGAUCUUGAUCGAGAACGGUGAUGAGAUUCUCACGGAAGAUUUUGAACGGAAUAACAUCCUAGCUGCAUUAGUACGCAAGAGCAUGAAGUCGUUCAUACUAACACACAAUAUAAGGAUGAUGUCCAAACGUUAACUGUUUCUCAAUCGGUUGAAGAUCAGAUGAUACAUCCAGGAAUCUUGACUUCACAAAGGACAGUUUUGAUGGAUGGUGGCCUUCGUCCGGGGUAACAGAGAACACACUGCAACCAUUAUCAUGGAGUAUCUCGUCUACACCCCGCAUACCGAGAGCGUAGCAGUUUGCGAAUAUUGCACCAAAUAUCCCCGGCUCCAUUGUGUAUUGUGCUGGGAAAAGCGAUGGUCUCGCAUUUGCUGUCUUGUACAAUGCUUUGGCAAAUUGGAUAGCUUGAAGUUGACCAGGAGUCUGAUGCAGUAUGUUUUGUGAAGAAGACGGAGAUUUCGGUCCUCGGAUAUCUUGUUGUAGAUGACGAAGAAGAGAUCGUUUCUGUUCAAUGCUGAGGCUCUCUACACCGUAUAGGACGUCUUUCAGGGAACCAUCGUCAUUGCUUGAGGCUCCUUGAGAGCUGCUGUGGUCAGAGUCUGGACUAUCCUCAAAGACUUCUUCUAUGGCCCUAUAGCCCAUGUAGUCUGCUGGGGGUUGGCCUGUAAACGUUGAGGAUUGUUGUAUAAGCCCAGGCAUGACAUCUUCCCACUGGUCGUGAGAUCCAAGGCUGGGAGGGUUGCCUUUGUUAAGUACUGGCAGAAAUUCCGGUACCAGUUGGUUAGAAAUGACCGUUGGAACCGACUCCUGGGUAAAAUCUUCCCAAGUUUGCGGCACAAAAUAAGGUCCAGUGCCAUCGAAUCUAUUAAGAUCCAAUGGUAUGAGAUGGUUAGUCAGAGGGGCGCUAGACAAUGUUUGGCCUUGCAAUGGAGGAGCGCCGGUGUCACUCGAACCACUGGGACCCGGAACAUCAUCUAUAUGACCAUUACCGGUGAUACUAGAAAGGUUACUGGGCUCCAAAAGCUCAUUUAGCAGGGCCAGUUUCUGUUUCCGCUUUUCGCCUGUGAUACCAAGGUUGACAGUGUUAGUACGAUCAAGCUCCGCCGAUAUAUCGUGCAACUUCAGAUCAGCAAAAGUACAUACGAUAGUUUCGGCUGGCAAGACGGUUCUGCUCACGGCGUGCCUCGCUAUUGCGGUUGGCUGACACCUUGCCCUUCUGGAUCUUUGUGGUCUCACCCAUAAUAUUCCAUGACAACGAGUUGAGAUUAGGGUAAGCAGAUGUGGAACUGACGCAGCAGAUAAGAAAGAUGAUGAUAACUGCGAUGCCAAGGAGGUCGAGUUUUUUAAUUCCUUUUGAGUUUUUAGGGCCGUACAGUUUCUUCCGUUCAAUAUUGGCUUCUUGUCGUUCAAAGGUGUUGAAAUGUUUUUUUAAGUCACAACAACAAGAUUAGUUGUUGAUGCUUCAGUCCAUGAACACGGAGGUAAGGUUGUGAGUUAAACGGUCCCACUUUUAGACUUCCAUAAAGCAGUAGUGGUUUAUUGACCAAUCACACUAAUCAUUUUACUGAUUCUACCGUAUCCCCCAAAGAGUUCAUGAGGCUCUAGGUACUCCAAGGCACCUUAGGGAAGGCAAAGCAACUUUCAAGAUGUCUACCUAUCC
Molecule: messenger RNA, 5516 nt
Organism: Fusarium odoratissimum NRRL 54006
Lineage: Eukaryota; Fungi; Ascomycota; Sordariomycetes; Hypocreales; Nectriaceae
Exons: 2
Coding region: 765-3194 (809 amino acids)
Source: RefSeq, a predicted model, not a curated record